CAUUCUUAUAAUCUAAGUUUAUCAGUAACUGCAUAUUCAGAAAAUGAUACCAUAUUGAAUCAGUUCAGUAUGCACCAGUAACAAUUCAGCAGUGGAAAACCUAUUAAAAAUUUCUUUAUUGGCACUGCAGAAAAUAUGAUAAAAUAAAACCUGCAUCUCAUGUUCCAAGAAAAUUUUCAUUUGCACUGUCACCGGAGAUGCAGUUGAGAGACCAAUGAGAUAACUAAAUGAAACUCAUAUUUAGCUGGUACUUAUGGAGUUCCUACAAUAAUUGAAGAAGUGUAAUCCCUUUAACAAGGUUAUGCAGUUCUUUUCUAUGAGUGGGCACUUUUCCGAAUUGCAACAUUAACUCAUUUUCAAAGCUGCAGGACAGAACAUAACAACAUAGGAAUUUUUUUCUGUUUGAUAUCUUAAGUGUUAUAUUAGGCCAAAGAUUAUAACUGACGUUAAAUUCAGGUAGUUAUUUAAGGAAUUCCUUAAGAAUAGUCAGUGCAUAAUUGCAAAGUAUGACAUGUUCAAUAUCUGUAACAUUCAGUGCUAAUAUUGGUAGAAAGACCAACAGAUAAAUAAAUACAAGUAAUAAUAUAAAAUACUGUGCACUGAGUUUGCUGCAUCAGAGCUGUAUACCCAGUUCUUAGUCCUCAAAGUAGUGUACUAAAGGACUUAAGGAGAAAAACUUUAUUAUGCAUGCUGUUCCAGAACUGUCUGAUGCUAAUUAAUGCUAAUCUAGGCUGGUAUGACGAAAUUCAAAAAGCAUAUGUAGUUCAGCAUGUACUCUUCUGUCUACAUAAACAACAAUACAAUAACAAUAUCACUCUCAUUAUUGAAAAGACAUGCUUAACCAUUGUCUAUUGGAAGUGCAAGAAAAGCCCCAUUACUGAAACUAAUAAAUAUUUAGCAAAGUUGUUGGCUGUAAUUACAGUGCUUGCAGACUAUCAUCGUCUCUCCUGCACUGCCCCCCACUCCCCAUUACACCUGCUCUGUCUCUGAAGUACUGCAAUAGCUCUCUCUUAAACAGUAGCCAGUGAAGCAAAACUGUGUGGCUUCACCAGUAAACUUUCACUCUCCUUGCCCAGAUUUCACUUUUCUUUCCUGAUGUUCAGCUCCAGAUUUUCAGUAGUCAUCAUUUGUUGGAAGCUUUUUGCACCAAGAGUGAACUCUCUCCUCUUGUUUUAUCAGGCAACAGUUUUUGCAUGAGAAGCGUACCAUUCCGUGCUUGGCUUCAGAUUUUCAUGGCUAUAUAAGAGGCAGAAUAGCAUCUCCUGUCAUGCAUUCCAAGAGGGAGAUCACAACAGACAACAUCAUGAACCACUUGGCAAUUCUUUCCUGUGUUGCUGUCUGCGUGUGUGUUGGGCUGGUUUCAGCUGCAAGAUUAGAACUUGUACCUGUGUAUGAUCAAGUCGUUGAUGAAUCAUCAUUUGUUCCUCAAGUUAUUCCCAGAGGUGCUUCAGAUUUAGAAACAGCUGCAAGUGGUCAUGGUCACUAUGGUCGAGUGCAGAUCAAGGUGUACAGAGGACCUACAACACAUGGACACCAUGAACACUUUGCUCCUCAUGGAUUCUGGGUGAAACAACCAGCUGAUGACCAUCAUUAACUGUGUUGCUGCAGUACUUGUUGAUCAAAGCAAGUGUAAUAAUUUGUUAUCUGUUUUUACAAUAAAGAUGUUGAAAUAA
Molecule: messenger RNA, 1673 nt
Organism: Schistocerca piceifrons (Central American locust)
Lineage: Eukaryota; Metazoa; Arthropoda; Insecta; Orthoptera; Acrididae
Exons: 3
Coding region: 1268-1594 (108 amino acids)
Source: RefSeq, a predicted model, not a curated record